Messenger RNA from Pantherophis guttatus, 954 nucleotides. Its product is annotated as olfactory receptor 6C4-like. Gene Ontology annotation, cellular component: membrane. The record is from RefSeq and is a predicted model, not a curated record. Lineage: Eukaryota; Metazoa; Chordata; Lepidosauria; Squamata; Colubridae. Gene Ontology annotation, biological process: G protein-coupled receptor signaling pathway. Gene Ontology annotation, molecular function: olfactory receptor activity; G protein-coupled receptor activity.
AUGAAAAGUAAUGAAACGAGAAUCAGCGAGUUCGUACUGCUUGGUUUGACGGAUGUUCGAAAACUGCAGCUCCUGUUCUUUGUCAUCCUUUUCUUUUCCUACUUGCUGACAAUUAUGGGAAAUUUUAUGAUUAUCCUCCUGGCUAACAUAGACCGUAGGCUACACACCCCAAUGUAUUUCUUCCUCUGGAAUUUCUCCAUUAUGGAAAUUGGUUACACUACUAUUAUUACCCCUCAAACCUUGUCACAUUUGCUGAUGGGCAAUAAAAAUAUUUCCUAUGUUGGUUGCAUCAUACAGUGCUUCCUGUAUUUCUAUCUGGGCACUACCGAAGUCUUCUUCUUUGUGGUUAUGUCCUAUGAUAGAUACCUGGCCAUUUGUAACCCUUUGCGCUAUCCAUCCAUCAUGCACAAGCAUUUAUGUACCUUGCUUGUUUUCUGUUGCUGGAUUGGAAGCUUCCUCAUUCACAUCGGUCCAUUUACGGUCUUCCUACAGUUUCCAAUGUGCGACUCAAACAUCCUGGACCAUUUCUUCUGCGACAGUGCCCCAUUGUUGCAUCUCCUGUGUGGGGACACCAGACUUCUUGAAUUUUUUGUAUCCUUGCUUGCUGUUGUUUUACUGUUCGGGACUUUGUUCAUUUCCAUGGUUUCCUACAUCAACAUAAUCAGAACUAUCUUGAAGAUCCCAACUGCUACAGGGAGAAAGAAGGCGUUUUCCACUUGUGCUUCUCAUUUCAUGGUUGUGUCCAUCGCCUACGGGAGCUCCCUCUUCCUCUAUAUCAGCCCAACCCACACGAACCAAAUGGAGUUUGCCAAGAGACUGGCCAUUCUCAACACAAUUGUUUCUCCUUUACUGACUCCUUUCAUCUUCAGCUUGAGAAACCAACAAAUUCAGGAAGCCUUUAAAGGUUUGUUGAAACAGGUUGCAGGCAUCAUUAACGGUCCAAGGAAAACCUGA